AUGACACAGCAGUGGCUCGCCAAGGUCGCUCGUCGCAGCAUGCGCACCAGCGUAUCGUCUGUGCGUGUAAAUUCCUCGCGUUUAAAUUUGCCUCAAGAUGUAGCUGCUCGAUGGAUGCGUGCAUUCUCAUCAACACCACACCCAAGUGAGACUUUUAUGACAGGGAACAAUAAUGCCUAUGUCGAAGAAAUGUACUUAAGUUGGCAGAGUGAUCCAAAAAGUGUGCACAAAUCAUGGGAUGUAUACUUUCGUCAGGUGGAGAGUGGUAGCGUGCCUGGCGAGGCUUUUAUCCCACCACCAACAAUUCAACAAGGUGUUACUCCUGUACGGUCUGUAGGUGGUGCAGCAACUUUGUCUAGUGAACAGAAUGAUGCACUUGGAUUGAGUUAUCUCAUUCGUGCCUAUCAAGUGCGUGGUCACGAGGCGGCUAAUUUAGAUCCAUUGGGUCUACAGGAACGUCCUUCACUUCCUGUAUUGGAUAUUAAGAUGUAUGGAUUUACAGAGAAAGAUCUCGAUCGUGUUAUUGCUAUCCCGAAAAAUUUCUCAUCAGGAGUUUCCGGUUUCUUGGAGGAAUUAGCUGAUGGUAACAACAACAUGACACUUGGUCAAAUUAUUGAGCGUCUUAAAGAAACUUAUUGCAGCUCCAUCGGUGUACAAUACAUGCACAUUCUUGAUCGAGAACAAUGUAAUUGGAUUCGUGCUAAAAUGGAACAUUUAGUUCAAGAUGAAGAAUCCAAGCAGAAAAAGAUGCAUAUUCUUGAACGUUUGGCAUUUUCCGUCGUAUUUGAACGAUUUUUAGGGAAUAAAUACAAUACAACGAAGCGAUUUGGUCUCGAUGGUGCUGAAAGUUUGAUUCCUGGUCUCAAGUUCAUGAUUGAUCGUGGUACGGAGUUAGGAAUGGAACAUUUGGUGAUUGGAAUGCCCCAUCGUGGUCGUUUAAAUGUCUUAUCAAACGUGAUUCGAAAGCCUAUUCAACAAAUUUUUAAAGAAUUUCAAGGAACACACAUAGAUGUUGAAUCAUACAAUAAACGAGAUGUAGAAGAUUGGUCAAAUGCUGGAGAUGUUAAGUAUCAUAUUGGUACAUCGUAUGAUCGUGCUUAUCCAGAUGGAAGACAAGUGCAUUUGUCACUUGUAGCAAAUCCUUCACAUUUAGAAGCAGUAGAUCCUGUUGUUGUGGGUAAAGUGCGUGCAAAACAAUUUUAUUUGGGUAAUGAUGCAGAAGCAGAAAAGAAGGUGAUGCCAUUAUUAUUGCAUGGUGAUGCUGCAUUUAGUGGACAAGGAGUUGUGUACGAAACAAUGCAUUUAUCUGGUUUGGAUAAUUACCACACAGGUGGUACAGUGCAUGUUGUUGUAAAUAAUCAAAUUGGUUUUACAACAGAUCCAAAGAAUUCGCGAUCAUCUCAAUAUUGCACAGAUUUGGGGAAAGCCAUGGACGUACCAAUUUUACACGUAAAUGGUGAUGAUCCAGUGUCAGUUGUUAAAGUCUUUGAGUUUGCUGCUGAGUGGCGUCAAAAGUGGCGCUCAGACGUGAUCAUUAAUCUCACGUGUUAUCGUCGCUUUGGACACAAUGAAGUGGACAAUCCAUUUUUUACGCAGCCUUUAAUGUAUAAGAAAAUUGGUCAAAUGAAAUCGGUACUUGAUAAGUAUGUCGAUGAGCUUUUAGCGUCUGGUGCUGCAUCAAAAGAAGAAUGUGAUGCCAAAGUAUCGAAAGUCUGGGACUUUUUUCAACGAACAUUUGACGAGACAGAAAAGUGGGAAGACACGAAGAAAAGUGACUGGCUUGCGAAUCGUUGGGAAUCUUUUAAAAGUCCAAAUCAGCAAUCGCGAAUUCGUUCAACGGGUGUAAAUAUGAAUGUGCUUAAGCACGUUGGAGAGAAAAUUAGCACCGUCACACCUGGUUUCAAAGUGAAUCGCCAAUUGGAUCGUAUUAUGACGGCGAAAAAGAGUGCGAUUGAGGCAGGAGAAGGCAUUGAUUGGGGUACUGCAGAAGCCCUUGCAUGGGGUACGUUAUUGCUUGAAGGAAAUCACGUGCGAAUUAGUGGUCAGGAUGUCGAGCGCGGUACCUUUAGUCACCGUCAUGCUGUGCUACAUGACCAAGAGACGAACGAAACAUACGUACCACUGAAUCAUCUUGCAAACAAAACGAUUCCAUCUGCUCCACUAGCGUACAAGACUCCAGGAGGCGAUGAUGUUCCAGACACACAGGCCGAAUUCGUUGCAUCUAACAGUUCGCUAUCAGAGUUUGGUGUCUUGGGUUUUGAAUUAGGAUAUUCACUUGAAAAUCCAAACGCUUUGAUUAUGUGGGAAGCGCAAUUUGGAGACUUUGCCAACGGUGCACAGAUCAUGAUCGAUCAAUUCCUUAGCUCUGGCGAAGACAAGUGGAUGCGUCAAUCGGGACUUGUGAUGUUAUUACCGCAUGGAUAUGAAGGACAAGGUGCGGAACACUCGUCAUGUCGUGUGGAACGAUACCUGCAGAAUACAGAUGAUGAUCCAAAUGUUGUGCCACUGAUGGACGAGGAAAAUCGAAUGCAGAUUCAACAUACAAACUGGCAAGUUGUAUACUGUUCGACCCCUGCACAAUAUUUCCACGUGUUACGUCGUCAAAUCCAUCGUGACUUUCGCAAACCAUUGAUUUCAGUGCAGCCAAAGCAUUUGUUACGUCUUCGUCAAGCGUCUUCCAAACUCGAAGAUAUGGCUGCAGGCACGCAAUUUCAACGUCUCAUUCCAGAAGUCUCACCUGAGCAAUUGGUAGCGGACGAUGAAGUUAAGCGUGUUAUCUUUUGUACUGGUAAAAUAUACUACGAACUUGCACAAGAACGUCAGGAGAAGGGAAUUAAGGAUGUGGCUAUUGUGCGAGUGGAACAGAUUGCUCCGUUCCCGUUUGACAAGGUGGCAGAACAGGCUGCACGCUAUUCAAAUGCUGAUAUCAAGUGGGUGCAAGAAGAACCGCUGAAUAUGGGAUUCUGGACAUAUGUGGCGCCGCGUUUAGAGACGGCAUUGACGCAGCUAAAUAGCGAUUCGCGUCGGCCAACAUUUAUCGGGCGUGCACCGGCAGCAGCCCCUGCGACUGGAUACAAUGCUGUGCACCAAAUUGAGCAAGAGCGCAUCAUUACAAAAGCUCUGAACGUGUAA
Molecule: messenger RNA, 3132 nt
Organism: Plasmopara halstedii
Lineage: Eukaryota; Oomycota; Peronosporomycetes; Peronosporales; Peronosporaceae
Product: oxoglutarate dehydrogenase (succinyl-transferring) e1 component
Exons: 4
Coding region: 1-3132 (1043 amino acids)
Biological process (GO): tricarboxylic acid cycle
Cellular component (GO): mitochondrion; oxoglutarate dehydrogenase complex
Molecular function (GO): oxoglutarate dehydrogenase (succinyl-transferring) activity; thiamine pyrophosphate binding
Source: RefSeq, a predicted model, not a curated record